CUCGACUUGAAGGCUCACAAAUGUAUGAAAUUUCUUCUCGUUGAUGUUUUAUGUAACCAAAAUCUCCUUGAUUGAAGAACAUGUCGAUUUGAUCUUUUCUAGUUUGCAUCCCACCAGUUUCUGAACCCGGACAUAUAGGAUCUGAAUAGCGGUACCUUUUAUCACAAUUACUUUCAUAGCCCCAACAAUGCUACAAAACGAGUAACAUUGAUAAACGAGUUUUACCAGGGUUUAAACACAAGUAUAAGGAUACUUACAGACUCGUUGUGGUCAGAUUCCGAAAAAUUAAUGUAAGGCAAAUGUUCUGGACAGACAUCCAAAUCGUUGUGUACCAUAGCCGCCCUGACGGCAUUGUCUAACAGAACAAAACACGGUAUAGCUAUAAUCUUUAGAUAAAGCAUGACUUCGGGAUUAUACGAAAAACAUAAAACCUAAAACUGUGAUUUGAAAGUGUAUCACCAUUUUAAUAGACUAUUUUGUAAUAUUCUCAUAGGUAUAAUAGUCUUAGUCAUUUUGUAGACUGUAGUGGGCGGUAAUUCAUUGCCGAAUCGUUGGCGUAGAACUGAUUUGGAAACAUCGUCGGGCUAAUAGAUUAGGAUCAACUGGCUAUCAACAGACAACAAUCGGUUGAAUACUUGUCUUACUGUAGAAUUAGUAGUUGGUAAUUUAGUAUAGAUAAAGGAAAUAUCUAUAAUACUUUGAAGUUAUUACUUAAUAUUAAUUAUUCACAAGCGUCAAACUAGGUACCUAAUAUCUACAAUUUACCGCAAUAAUUUGAGUCAUAGGUAUUUUGCUAUGAUAAUAUUUUGAGUGGUCGACGUAAUUGAUAAUAAAGAAACGUAAAUACAAUAUUAUUUACUAUAGUACAGUGACCUUUUUUCUUGUUUUUAGUGGUUCUACAUUUGGGAGAAAUGAGAACAGCUGGUACGUAUUUUAAAACCGGCAGAUGGUAACUGGUAAUGUAAUGUAAUUCGAUAGUUGAAGAAGCUCUGAUGAAGAAAGAUUAGAUAUUUGCCGCGUAACGAUUGUGGCUUACUUUUUAUCUCGUGUACUAUAGAUCAAACCACGAAUUAAGAAAUAUCUUAAUAUGUUAAUUCGUGGUUCAAACAUACGAACAGUUUGGUUCCGAGUGGAUAUGAAGUUAGAGAAUUAAUCUAAUCAUGAUAUUACGAUCUUAUCAAUUAGAUAUGAAAACAUGGCGUAAAUGUGGAAUGCAUGGACAUUAGAUUAGAACUAGAGAAUAGAUAAAAGAUAAAACUAUUCGUGAGAUAGGCAUUUACAAUAAUAUUACAAUUUUACGUGCUAACUUGUCUGCUGCUUUUUGGUGAGUUACGAUUUACUACAUUAAACAUGUUUAAAAUACCGCUUGUGAAUUCUUUGUGGAUGGCGAGCAGAAUGUCUUUAAAAUUGUUCACCCCCAGCAGCUGUUUUCAUGCUACGGCUUCAACACAAUUAAAAGAAAGUGAGUAUACAUUAAAUUUGAUAGUGUAUUUUGUUUUGACUGUAUACGUUUUUCGUUAUUAAUUAAACUGAUGCGCAUCUUAUUUACUGUCUAGUUCGAACCAACAAAGUCGGUAAUACGUUGAUCAUUGAAGGCAUCAAUGUACCGUCACCCAGAGAGAAUUAUCUCAUUCCGAACGAUGGCAAAUCCUGUCCAUUGGCUAGGCUCAAUUUGAACGUGAAACACACUGUUAGUACUUAUUAUAAAUUAUUAAUGAUAUAGUGAAAAAUAAAUUUUGUUUCAGGAUGUACUCAUCCUUAGUCAGUUUGUGCGUCCCGAUGGAUGUAUGCUACCUCAACGUAUUACUGGUCUUAGUAAGAUUAAGCAGAAAAAAAUAACAAAGUUGGUGUCUAUGGCCCACAAAGCAGGUAAUUCUGGUUUUUAUAUUAAAAAUUGAAACAUUGGUGUGAUUUUCAUUAUGACAAAUUUAACUUAAAACUACAUUAAAAUCUUCUAAUCUCUUAUCUAAGAUUUUCUUUUUUUUUAUUUUAAUUUAUUUAAAUUAAAAUAUAGACAGGCGCUUAGCUAGAACUUUUUUCCUGGAUAAGCUCGUUUAAUGUUGAAGAUCUUUUAUUUUUAAGUGACAGAUAUAAUUACUUUAUUUGUACAAGACAAAUCAAAUUAUUGAGACUUUUUUUAACUUCAAAUAAUAUUACUAUAGACCUUUUGCUAAUAGAUGAGCUAUUCACAUUUAUUCUGCGAUCAAAUAUAGAGGGCUCUUUUUAUUAACUGUGUGACUAAUAUUCGAUAAAAAAAUGACUGCGUUCUUAUCAUUUUAUUUUAUCUUUAGUUUAAUAAAUUAUCACACUCCUAUAAGUUAUAAGUAAAGACCGGAUCUGUAUGCAUUUUGAAUUGUAAAAUAUGCAUGCAAAUAUUCACUAAAAAAAGGAAAAGGCAAGAUAUGCAAGAAAAUAAAGCAAAACAUGCAUAAUAUAAUUUAAAUUUAUUUAAAAUUUUAUAUUUUAUUUACAUUUUGCAGUGAUAAUUAAUUAUUAAUUUUAUUAAAAUUUCCAUGAACAAAAAAAGUUGUGGUGCGUGCUGGCGUCCUAGGCGUGACUGGUCGCCGAGACCAGUCUCCGGUGACGUAAAGAAAACCGUCAAAUUCUGUACCUGUAUUCAGUAUCAUUGUGGUUUUUGUGCAGUGAGGGCUAGUGUUUUAAAGUUAAAUUGUAUAUUUACUACUAUGAGUAUGAAUACAAUUAUUAAUAACAAUAAUAAAAUAAUGUUACUUCUUUUUGAAGAAGAGCAAGAGGAUGAUGAUUUAUUAAUUACAACACAAUGCGAUCAGAGAGAAAAAGUUGAUACACUUUUUCUUAAUAGGAAAAGUGAAGGAUACUUUGAAAUUUUAAUAAAUAGACAUUCUUUAUGUUCUGCCUUUUUAUAUUUGUUGUGCGACAGAUCAAACAACUCAACAUUUCUUUGCGCCAUUUCGAUCAGAUGUUGUUCUUCUCCCGAAAAAUGCAAUUUAGUCAUAUUGCUGUACGGGACAGUCGAAAUACACUACCCAAGAGCUGGUUUGUGAAUGAAAUAAAUCAACUGUCCCAAUACACUGCUCUCGGACCGGUAGUGUCGCCGAUCGCCACGAUAAAGUUCAGUUGGAAACCAGUCAAUAGGAAUUACAUACUAACAGUUGGUUGGUUGGUUAAGGAUGUACUUGUAAGAUGAAAAACUUUGUUAAAGUGUCAACACUAGUUAUUAGUGCAUAUUUAAAAUUGGUUAAUACAUCCGAUGAAUAAUUUGAAACAGACAAAUUGUUGAAAUUAGUCCUGUCACCCCAUUUUCGAAAUUUCUUUUGAAACCAUUAGUCCUUUAUUUUUAUCGAAAAAAUUUUUAAAUUUUGUUUUAAUUAUUAUACUAUUUGCGCUCAUAGGAAGUUCAUUGAUGGAAUUUUUCACUUGUUUUAAAAUGUUUAAUGAGUCUACAAGUGACAAAUUAGAAUUUUCAAGCUUUUUGACGCUUUCAACGAUACAUGAAAAAUUUGCUUUAAUGUAAGCAAGAUCAUGUUGUACAUUUAAUUUAUUAAAAAUUGAUUUACAAUUUUUAAUGCUUUCUGCUUCAUCUUUUAAGUUUUCAAUUACAUUUUUAAGCUCUUCAAAUUGAUCUGCAUAAAAGAAGGCUGACUCUAGCCAAUCAACCCAGUGGGUAAUUAUUGGCUGUGAUGGUAAAGGUCUGUUCAGCAAAAUAUUUUUUUUUAUAACUGAAUUCUAUCCAGAGCUUUUGAAAAAACCUUAUUCCAUUAUUAAUUAAAUUGUUAAUGUCAUGAAAAGUAUCCAUAUUUUUUUUAAAUUUAAUUUGUACUAACAAUAAAUUGUGUCGGUAUAAAUGUAGCAAGAAAUUUUAUCAAUCUUGUUGAUAAAAUUAUAUCUAAAGAAUAAUAAUCUUGAUAAAACAAGUAAACCCACUUUACCACUAUGUAAGUUUAGUUAACCUAUUUUUAGUGUCCGAAUAUUCUUUGUAACGUAAAAUAUUUAAUAUGUUAACAUACCUAUAAUCUUUGUUUUUGUUUGACAUCUUAUUAGACUAUGAGGUGUAUCUUUGUUAAAAUAUGCAAAAAUAUUCAGAAUGUGCACUAAUAUAAUAAUAUGCAGUAUAAAAUUUUGAUAUUCAAUCAGUUAGGUUUUGAUUCAUGGACACUUAUUGACUGCAUGUAUAUGAUGUUGAAAAUAGUAACAUGCAUUUCAUGCAAAAUUUGGUCUUUACUUAUAAGCUAAUGCUGUUUUUAGUAAUUAUUUACAAUAUCUUUAACUAUUUUUAAUAAUAAAAAUGGAUUUUAAUUUGUAUGGUUUGUUCCAGUAAUCGGAACUAACUAACAUGUUUGAAGUUAAACAAAUAUGUUAAUAUAGAUAGUAUCAAAAAUAUAAAUGUAUUCAAAUUAAAAAGUUAUAAAAAUAAGUUUGAAAACAUACAAAUUAUAUUACAAAUGUCAAAUACUUCUUAAUAACAUGUAAGGUGAUUAUUUCUUGAUUCCAAUUCAAUAUUAUUUUGUACAAUAAUAAUUAUUUAGAGUAGUGCACCAAGUUUUGUUAGCUUAUGUUUGAUCGCAGGUCUUAAUGUAUGCAAUAUACAAAAGGCUCUGCUAUCAGUACAAGUUCCAUUACUAUAAUAAUGUUUUAUUUUUUAUUUUUGUUAUUUAAUUGAAUGGAAAAUAGUAGUAAAUUGAUGACUGAUGUAGUUGGCAUUGUACCCUGUGAUAAAACUUAUCUUAAUCUGUGUUAUUAUAGGUAAGAUAAUGGUAAACAAAUUACAAUAAAUAUAUUAUUUGUUAAAUUAUUCAAGCCCUAAAACGUUACUUUCUAUUAAUCUACUUCAAGGGUCCUCAACCUUUUCAUAUCCCCAUACCAUUUGCACAUAAUGCAAUUUUUGAUGUACCAUUUAACACUUGUUAUUAGGCUUUUUUUUUAAUUACAAAAAAAAAUAUAUACACUUUAUUUUACAUUUAUAGAGCUUUUUAUUAAUAAAUCAACAUAACUAUAAGCAUUUAAUAUACAACAGAAAAAUGUAAUAUGUACAGUUAUUAUUUAUGUAUUACAUUAUAUAUAACUAGUAUAUUUUUCUUUUCACUUAUUAAACAAUUUUUUCAUGGACCAUGUAUGAGCUUUCCAGUUAGGUUCUCAACCUAACUGGAUUUGUUCUAUCUAAUUUGUUUAAUGCCCAGAUCAACACCUACACUUACUCCUAGGAUAUGGGAUGUUUGAAUUUACAUAUUUAUAAAGAAAAUGAAAAACAAAAAAAAAUUGAGAUUCAUUGUACUUUUAAAAUUUAAUAGUUGUGGAAUUCAAAAAACAUUGUGUUAAUAUUUAACUUUAUUCUGUAGAAUAUAAAUAUAUUAUAUAUUUAGUUAUAACUACAUAAUUAUUAAUAUGUUCAUAAUUAAACAAUUUUAGGAUUAAUGUGCAGUUUAGCUCCAGAAAAUAGCAAAAAAGAUCCUACUAGAAGAAAACAUUGGAAGAAAUAUAACACAUAUUUUGAUGAAUCCACAAUAAAAGUUUUUGAUAGUAGAGUCGCUCAAAUGAAAACAAAUAUGUUACAGGAUUAUAUUGAACUUAAAAAACAAGAAAAAAAAUUAUUUGUGUAAUCAUUGAAAAUAAAUGUUUCUUUAUUAAUUAUGAUUAAACAGUAUAAUGAUAUUAUCCAUUAAAGUACAAUGUCAUUUAAUUAAUUAUAUACAUUUUUAUUUAUACAAAAAUAAUACUUAAAUUAAACAUUUUAAUUAUUAUUUAAUGUUUUAAUAAAUAAUUUUCUUAGAUUUAGGAAGUUUUAGAUUUACUAUUAGAUGACAAGUAACAUAAAAAAAAUAUAUGUAUAAAUUGUCUUGAUUUAUGGUUAAUAAAUAAUUAUUUAUCAAUCCUUGAUAACAAAUAAAUUAUGUUUGGUUUUAAAAUUUAAUAGAAAAUCAUUACUGUAAGUUUAUAAUAAAAAUAUUUUAGAAAAAAGUUGUGACUGAUCUAACUGUUAUAAGAAUAUAAGAUAUAAAAGAGAAUUCAUAUUAUAUACUUUAUGUAGCAAUCAAUUAUAACAAAUGAAAUGUAAUUCUGAGUUGAAUUAGAAUUUUUUUU
Messenger RNA from Cinara cedri, 6057 nucleotides. Lineage: Eukaryota; Metazoa; Arthropoda; Insecta; Hemiptera; Aphididae. The record is from the annotation of a GenBank genome assembly.